This is a messenger RNA of Pogona vitticeps (central bearded dragon), 2528 nucleotides long. RefSeq names its product TNF receptor associated factor 4 (gene TRAF4). Gene Ontology annotation, biological process: activation of NF-kappaB-inducing kinase activity; regulation of apoptotic process; regulation of canonical NF-kappaB signal transduction. Gene Ontology annotation, molecular function: tumor necrosis factor receptor binding; ubiquitin protein ligase binding; zinc ion binding. NCBI's taxonomy places the organism in Eukaryota, Metazoa, Chordata, Lepidosauria, Squamata, Agamidae. The record is from RefSeq and is a predicted model, not a curated record. Gene Ontology annotation, cellular component: plasma membrane signaling receptor complex.
GCCAUGCCGGGCUUCGACUACAAGUUCCUGGAGAAGCCCAAGCGGCGCCUGCUGUGCCCGCUGUGCGCCAAGGCCAUGCGGGAGCCGGUGCGCGUCUCUACCUGCGGCCACCGCUUCUGCGACACCUGCCUCCAGGAGUUCCUCAGUGAAGGCGUCUUCAAGUGUCCAGAAGACCAGCUUCCUCUCGAUUAUGCCAAGAUCUACCCGGAUCCCGAACUCGAGGCCCAGGUUCUCAGCCUGACCAUCCGGUGCAUCCACAGCGAGGAAGGGUGCCGCUGGAGCGGGACCGUCCGGCAGCUGCAGGCCCACCUCGGCACCUGCAGCUACAACGUGGUCCCCUGCCCCAACCGCUGCGGGGCCAAACUGAGCCGCCGGGACCUCUCCUCUCACCUCCAGCACGGCUGCCCCCAGCGCCAGCUCAAGUGCGAGUUUUGCGGAGCCGACUUUACGGGAGAAGCCUAUGAGAACCAUGAAGGCGUCUGCCCGCAGGAGAGUGUCUACUGCGAGAACAAGUGCGGGGCCCGCAUGAUGCGCCGGCUGCUCUCCCAGCACAUGCUGGCCGAGUGUCCAAAGCGCACCCAGCCUUGCCCUCACUGCGCCAAGGAGUUUCUCUACGACACCAUCCAGAACCAUGAGUACCAGUGUCCCCGUUUCCCGGUGUCCUGCCCCAACCAGUGCGGGGUGCCCAGCAUUGCCCGGGAGGAUCUGAGCGGGCACCUGAAGGAGAACUGCACCACGGCACUGGCGCUCUGCCCCUUCAAGGAGGCCGGCUGCAAACACCGGGGCCCCAAACUGGCCAUGAGCCGCCACCUGGAGGAGAGCGCCAAGCUCCACCUGGGGCUGAUGGGGGCCUUGGUGGCCCGGCAGCGCCAGGAGCUGGCGGAGCUGCGCCGCGAGGUGGAGGAGCUGGCGGUCGGCAGCGAGGGCGUGCUGAUCUGGAAGAUCCCGGACUACGCCCGCAAGCUGCAGGAGGCCAAAUCCCGGAGCAACUACGAGUCCUUCAGCCCCGCUUUCUACACCCACCGGUACGGCUACAAGCUCCAGGUCUCGGCCUUCCUGAACGGCAACGGCAGCGGCGAAGGCAGCCACCUCUCGGUCUACAUCCGGGUCCUCCCCGGCCAGUACGACAACCUCCUGGAGUGGCCCUUCACCUACCGCGUCACCUUCUCGCUCCUGGACCAGAGCGACCCCUCCCUCUCCAAGCCUCAGCACAUCACCGAGACCUUCCUGCCAGACCCCAACUGGAAGAACUUCCAGAAGCCCGGAUCCGGCCGCGCCUCCCUGGACGAGAGCCUGCUGGGCUUCGGGUACCCCAAGUUCAUCUCCCACGAGGACAUCAAGAAGCGCAACUACGUGCGAGACAACGCCGUCUUCAUCAAGGCCUCGGUGGAGAUCCCCCAGAAAAUCAUCUCGUGAACCAGGCGGUCCUGCCUGCGUGGCUGCCCUUUCGGGUGGGGGUGGGGGUGUACAGGAUCGCCCCAACCCUAGAGAAAAAAAAGGGGGGGCACAAAAAAGCCCAGCCAUCUGGAUUAAUCUUUUGGGUUGCAUUGAGGGAUACGGAUCUGAGCUUCUCUUUUCGAAAUACUUUGGCCAAUGAAACCACCGCCCUCUCGGCACAUCUGGGCUGAGUCCUCUCUCCUGGCUACUCUUUCCUCGUGGUGCUAAAGUCCUACAAGUCAGGGACAGACUCCAGCCUGGAUCGUGACCCUCUCUGUCUUCCCCGGAGCAGCUGGGCUGCUUCUUUCUCCCCCCCUCCUCCUCUCUGCCCUCCCCCCCUCCAGCCCCGAGCAUCUCGUCCCAAUCUUGCAAGGAGGAACCCUGUGAAAACUCAGAAGAAGCGGGCCGUGCGGGGAAGGGAUGUGGCUGUGGGCGACGUGGUUGACUGCGCAGCCGUUGUGCAAUGAGGUGGGUGGGUUUGGGUCUGCAGAGGACGGAUCUUGGCCAUUUGGUGCUAUCGGGACUCUCUUUCCCCCCCCUCCAGAUCCUGGAAGGUGGAAAGUGGGGUGUGCGUGACCUUUGGGCUGUGUUUUUUUGGGUGGGGGGCUUAGGAUGCAACCGCGCACCCCUUGCAGCUCCUGAAUGUGCCAGACAGGACCUGGAGGAGUCCUGCCCCCCAUCACCCCCCCAGCCCAUCUUGAUCCCCGAGCCAGUUUUCCAGCCUGGAAAUCUUCCUUCCAGGGCCCAGAAUAUCCUCCAUCCUACUCUUCCGCUCGUCCUCCCCUUUCCAUGGGUUGGCCCCUCCUGUUCAAGGGAGGGUCGGGUGGGGGAAGUUGGUCCACCCCUUUUCCAAAGAGCCAUAUUUUGUACGGUGAGCCCCCCCAAUCCCCAAAUCUUGGAGGGGGGGAAGCUCCUCCUCCUUUCUUUCUUGUUGGGAAGACGCAGCUCCCGCCUGUCUUUGUUGAUUUUUCUUCUGCUCGCAGGGGGUGUGGGAGCAGCCGGGGGGGGGGCUGUCUCUACGCCGCCCCACCUCUCUCGUCUAUGGUUGUCGUUGUUGUUUUUUAAUUAAAUAAACCAUUUCCUGUAUUUAU